Oncorhynchus masou masou (cherry salmon) is the source of this 1475-nucleotide messenger RNA. RefSeq names its product forkhead box D5 (gene foxd5). Bases 131 to 1174 code for a protein of 347 amino acids. The record is from RefSeq and is a predicted model, not a curated record. Gene Ontology annotation, molecular function: DNA-binding transcription factor activity, RNA polymerase II-specific; RNA polymerase II cis-regulatory region sequence-specific DNA binding. Lineage: Eukaryota; Metazoa; Chordata; Actinopteri; Salmoniformes; Salmonidae. The transcript has a single exon. Gene Ontology annotation, biological process: cell differentiation; regulation of transcription by RNA polymerase II; anatomical structure morphogenesis.
CCACAGGGACAGGACGAGCCGAGAAAGUCAGAGAAUACAUAUAUUUGUGCGCUUUUACGCGUGUUAAGAAUUAAUGAUACGGUGGUAAAAGUUUCGCUUUUACGCGUGUGUGGAAGUUGUGGUCUGAGCCAUGACCCUCUCCAAGGAGUAUGAAACGUCCCAGCAGACUGGCUUGCCACUGAACGAGGAUGAAGUAUACAUAGCGGGAGAGGACGAGCCUCUCCUUGACCGGCAUCUUCUCUACCGGACGGACAACACCAGAGAGCCUCGCUCAUCCGCCGAGUCCAGCGUCGAUCUGGACUGCUCUGAGUUCGACUCAUCUGGGGAGAGCGAGAAUAGUUUCUGUGCAGACACAACUUCAUUGGGAAGACCUCGCGGUUCUGUAAAGCCCCCGUAUUCCUACAUCGCUCUCAUCACCAUGGCAAUCUUACAGUGUCCUCUGAAGAAACUGACGCUGAGUGGCAUCUGCGACUUCAUCAGCAACAAGUUCCCCUACUACCGGGAGAAGUUUCCGGCGUGGCAGAACUCCAUCAGGCACAACCUGUCACUCAACGACUGCUUUAUCAAGAUUCCGAGAGAGCCUGGAAACGCAGGCAAAGGCAACUACUGGUCUCUGGACCCCGCAUCUGAGGACAUGUUUGACAACGGCAGCUUUCUCCGGCGCAGGAAGAGGUUUAAGAGAAACCAGCCGGAGUAUAUGAAAGAUGGACUCAUGUUUUACCCAAACUUUAGCUGUUACCGGCCUUACUGCGUCCAAAGCCAAGUGAGCGUACCCGCUACCCCUCUGUGGUGUAUGCCCGUUCAGGACGGGCUAGUGAUGCUACCUACCUCCUACCUACCAUACCCAAGUCUAAGCAGCAGCUGUAAAGUAGUUGCCCCCAUGGACUCCAGAACGCAACUUUACGCAGCAACUCCCGCAGUACAGAAGGCUGCGAGCGACACACAUACGAAGUGUUCAUUCAGUAUUGACAGCAUUAUGACUAGAACCUUUCCUUAUGUAUCACAUAACUCAAAUCCACAGAACUCCAACCCCCAUUGUUCUGUUGAUCUUCCCACGGGCCCUGCUCGUUUGGUUCCCGAGCCUGAUUCCAGCUCCAAUGACUCCAUUCUGCCCAAGUGCAAUGUUGAGCUCUGUUCCUUCAAUAACAGAGAGUGUCCAAAUGCCUUACCUUAGUUGUUGGAGUGUUUGUUUGUUAUAGCUUUUACCAAAGAAACCUCUGUGUUUGUAUACAAGUGAUAAAAUGAUCCAAUGUAGGCACGUUUACGCAUUUCUCAAAGAAAGUAUUUAAACUGCAUGUUGUUUAUGUUCAUUCAAUGUUGAAUACAGUAUGUCAAAUGAAGUUAAUGUAAAUAUGAAGACUGAUAAUAUAUUUGUUAAAAUAUGGUGUCAAUGUGAAAGUGGAACCACUUUUGCCAAAUGUAAAAAAUUCCUUGUAUUUUGAUUUUCGACAUUGAAAUGAAACAAUAAAACUAGU